UCUUUGUCAAGUUGACUUUACACUUUGACAGCCCGUAAGUUGUGUAAUCUUUCCAAAAAAUAGCCUCGAAAACAAGAAAAUAUGAACGGAUUAUUCAGUUAUAAAUAUUAUGACACGCCCGAGGGCCAUGAUAUCUAUAAGAAAACAUUCGUAGCAUCUAAAUAUGCUGCGUUAAGCGGUCUUACACUAGCGUCGUGGGAUGUGCUUAUGUUCUCUCAUCCUAAGGGUUUCGCGCAGACUGUGGGCCGUUAUGGGUUCUUUAUGGGGCCGAUGGUUGGUAUGGCAGCUGCCUUUACCGUGACAACGAAUGUAGCGCAGAACAUUCGAGGCAAGAACGACAAGAUUAACUAUUUCCUGGGUGGUGUGGCUGCCGGGUCGAUAUUCGGGACUUGGUUGCGGUCCGUGACCGUGGCGGUGCCCGCGUGCCUGCUGCUAGGCUUCGCGGCCAUCGUCAAGAAGUCUGCAGUGGAUGAAGGCUGGGUGUUCUUCCCGGACACCACCAUGGCUCCUAAGAGCAUCAAAUCAGUGAGGCAUGAUUGGACUCUAGUCAAGGAUAUUGAAGAGCUGAAAACCUGGACUACUGGUACCAAACAGUAGUCAGCAUCUAGAAAUCAUCAAGAAAUAGUAGUGUAAAUAAGAUCAGCUGUAACCUAACUUAAUUAAUAAGCGUUAAUAAAUCUUGUUCAUAAAA
This is a messenger RNA of Pectinophora gossypiella (pink bollworm), 691 nucleotides long. RefSeq names its product NADH dehydrogenase [ubiquinone] 1 alpha subcomplex subunit 11 (gene ND-B14.7). The record is from RefSeq and is a predicted model, not a curated record. The transcript is spliced from 2 exons. Lineage: Eukaryota; Metazoa; Arthropoda; Insecta; Lepidoptera; Gelechiidae. Gene Ontology annotation, biological process: mitochondrial respiratory chain complex I assembly. The coding region runs from base 82 to 597 and encodes 171 amino acids.